Molecule: messenger RNA, 1185 nt
Organism: Benincasa hispida (wax gourd)
Lineage: Eukaryota; Viridiplantae; Streptophyta; Magnoliopsida; Cucurbitales; Cucurbitaceae
Product: cathecol O-methyltransferase 1-like
Molecular function (GO): O-methyltransferase activity; protein dimerization activity
Source: RefSeq, a predicted model, not a curated record
CUUCCUUCCCCAUCCAACGCUGCCGCCAAAGAACAACAACAUUAUGCUUACGCUGCACAGCUGGUUACUCUAACGGUGCUACCGAUGACGCUCCAAGCAGUGUUCGAGCUCGGCGUGUUCGAUAUCUUGGCGAAGGCUGGGGAUGGGGCAGAGCUCUCCGCGGAACAGAUAGCUGGGGAGAUAACAAAUACGAACCCGGAUGCGACGUCGAUGAUUGAUCGGAUGUUGAGGCUUCUAGCUAGCCACAUGGUUGUGGGAUGCUCUGUGGGGUUCGAUGAAGAUGGGAAAAUGCAGAGACUUUAUAGCCUUAAUCCGGUUUCUAAGUAUUAUGUUCAUAAUGAAGAUGGAGUCUCUGUGGCUUUUAAUUUAUCCUUGAUUCAAGAUAACGUCUUCCUUCGUAGCUGGAGUGAGCUGAAGAAUGCAGUUAUUGAAGGAGGAAUUCCUUUCAAUAGGGCUCAUGGAGUUCAUGCCUUUGAAUACUCUAGCUUAGAUCCAAGAUUUAACCAAGCUUUCAAUGCUUCAAUGAGAAAUCACACCACCAUGUUCAUGAAAAAAAUUGUCAAAUCCUACAAAGGCUUUGCAAACCUCAAGCAACUAGUUGAUGUUGGCGGUGGCCUUGGUGUAGGCCUUCAAAUCAUCACUUCCACAUACCCUUCAAUCAAAGGCAUCAAUUUCGACUUACCACAUGUCAUUCAGAAUGCCCCAUCUUAUCCCGAUGUAGAACAUGUUGGAGGAGACAUGUUUGAGAAAGUUCCAAAGGGAGAUGCUAUACUUAUGAAGUGGAUACUUCAUGAUUGGAGUGAAGAUCGGUGUGUGAAGUUGUUGAAAAAUUGCUACGAUGCAAUCCCAGAUGAUGGAAAGGUAAUCGUGGUGGACGCUGUGCAUCCAACAGUGCCUGAAACCACAAGUGCAGCAAGAGCCGUUGCACAAGGCGAUGUGCUUAUGAUGACUCAACUUCUAGGAGGGAGGGAGAGAACUCGCGAUGAAUUCAAGGCCAUUGCUACUCAAGCUGGCUUUAAACGUGUCAUUUUUCAGUCUAAUGUAUGCAAUCUUUGGGUUAUAGAGCUUUUUAAAUUCAUUAUAUCCCAUUAAAGAUCGAUGAUUUCUAAUACUUUUUAUGGCGUAUUUGACGAAUAUUAUUUUAUAGGUAUGGAUAUUAAUUGCGUUUGUAUUUUGAUAUUUAUG